Messenger RNA from Closterium sp. Naga37s-1, 5991 nucleotides. The record is from the annotation of a GenBank genome assembly. NCBI's taxonomy places the organism in Eukaryota, Viridiplantae, Streptophyta, Zygnematophyceae, Desmidiales, Closteriaceae.
GUGAAAUACGUGGUGGAGAUCGCGAGAGCCCUGGCGUCCAUGCCUCAGGUGUACCGUGUGGAUCUGCUCACACGCCAGAUCGUUGCUCCUGGGGUGGACUGGUCGUAUGAAGAACCAUCCGAGAUGAUCAGCUCCCUGCGCUACGAUCCGGAUGGGCUGAUAGCGGGGGGAGAGCGUGGGCGCCUACAUCAUCCGCCUGUCGUGCGGCCUGCGCGGCCAGCACCUGCGCAAGGAGGCGCUGUCGAUUGGUCAUACGGAGAACCCUCAGAGAUGCUGAGCUCUCUCCGCUACGACCCCGACGGGCUGAUAGCGGGGGAGAGCGCGGGCGCGUACAUCAUCCGCCUACCCUGCGGGCCACGAGACCAGUACCUGCGCAAGGAGGCGCUGUGGCCGUACGUGGACGAGUUUGUGGACGGGGCUCUCACGCACAUCAUGCACAUGUCCCGGGAACUGGCGGAUCAGAUCGGGGAUGGACAGCGCGUGUGGCCGUAUAUGAUCCACGGGCACUAUGCAGACGCAGGAGACAUUGCAGCGCUGCUCUCAGGCCAGUACCUGCGCAAGGAGGCGCUGUGGCCCUACGUGGACGAGUUUCUGGACGGAGCUCUCACGCACAUCAUGCACAUGUCGAGAGAACUGGCUGACCAGAUCGGUGAUGGGCAGCGCGUGUGGCCCUACAUGAUCCACGGGCACUAUGCCGAUGCUGGGGACAUAGCCGCACUGCUCUCAGGUGGGUGCUGUUGUGCAAUCGUGUUUGUCAUCCCUCCUGCGUUUGUCUGUCCAGGACGUGCCCAUGUUCCUUACUGGCUACUCCCUUCCGAACAAGUCAGAGCAGCUGCUGAAUCAGCACCUUCCCAUUCUCCCCCCCUCCCCUCCUCACCCUCCGGCCCAACCUGUCCAGGUGCACUGAACGUUCCCAUGGUCCUGACCGGCCAUUCCCUGGGGCGCAACAAUCUGGAGCAGCUGCUGAAGCAGAAACUUCCCUCUCCUCCUCCCCCCCCUCUGCCCCCACCCGCCCCCACCUGCCCCAAUCCCUCCAGGUGCAUUGAACGUGCCGAUGGUGCUGACAGGCGACUCCCUGGAGCGCAACAAGCUGGAGCAGCUGCUGAAUCAACACUCUCCCCCUUCCUUCUUCUCCUCCCUUGCCCCCCUGCCCCAAUCUUUCCAGGUGCACUGAACGUCCCGAUGGUCCUAACGGGCCACUCCCUGGGGCGCAACAAGCUGGAGCAGCUGCUGAAGCAGGGCCGCAUGAGCCGCGCGGAGAUCAACACGCAGUACGCCAUCGACCGGCGCAUCGAAGCCGAGGAGUUUUCUCUCGAUGCAGCAGAGCUGGUGGUGACGAGCACGCGGCAGGAGGUGGAGGAGCAGUGGGGGCUGUACGAUGGCUUUGACGUGCGCCUGGAGAGGGUGCUGCGCGCCCGGCAGCUCCGAGGGGUCAGCUGCCACGGCCGCUUCAUGCCGCGCAUGGCGGUGAGUACACAUGAGUGCACGGGUUACAGGGGGUUUAGGAUAGACGCAGAGGAGUUCUCCUUGGAUGCAGCAGAGCUGGUGGUGACGAGCACGCGACAGGAGGUGGAGGAGCAGUGGGGGCUGUAUGACGGCUUUGACGUGCGCCUGGAGAGAGUGCUGCGCGCCCGGCAGUUAAGGGGAGUCAGCUGCCACGGCCGCUUCAUGCCCCGCAUGGUGGUCAUCCCCCCAGGAAUGGAUUUCUCGAAUGUGGUCGUCCCAGAUAUCGACGGCUCUGAUUCGCCCGGGCCUGAGCCUCCCAUCUGGGCCGAGGUGCGCAAGUUCUGGUCCAACCCGCACAAGCCCAUCAUCAUGGCCCUGCCCGACCCCACCUGCCCCCUUUUUUUUUCCCCCCGCAUAUAUAAACCCUCUCCCUCCCCCUCUUCCCCCCACGCAGGUCCGCAAGUUCUGGUCCAACCCGCACAAGCCCAUUAUCCUGGCCCUCUCGUCAUCCCUCCCUGUUCUCCCCAUCUGUUUCACCCCCACCACCCACCCCCCGGUCCCCCUUUAACUCCCCCCCUGCCGUCCCCCACACAGGUGCGCAAGUUCUGGUCCAACCCACACAAGCCCAUCAUCCUUGCUCUCGCUCGUCCCGACCCCAAGAAGAAUCUCACCACGCUCGUGCGCGCCUUCGGGGAGUGCCAGGCUUUAAGAGACCUCGCCAACCUGUGUCUGGUGAUGGGCAACCGCGACGACAUUCAUGCAAUGAGUGCGGGCAACGCUGAGUGCCUCGUGAUGAGCAAUCACGACGACAUCGACUUCAUGAGUGUGGGCAACGCCGCUGAGUGCCUGGUGAUGGGCAAUCGCGACGACAUUGACGCCAUGAGUGCGGGCAACGCUGAGGUGCUGACGACAGUGCUCAAGCUGAUAGACAAGUACGACCUGUACGCGGUGCUGAAGCUGAUAGACAAGUACGACCUGUACGGGCAGGUGGCAUACCCCAAGCACCACAAGCAGGCGGAGGUGCCCGACAUCUAUGCCCUCGCUGCCAAGUCCAAGGCUGAAGUGCCGGACAUCUACGCCCUCGCUGCCAAGUCCAAGGUGUGCAGAACGGUGAUCCAGGCAGCGGUGCUGAAGCUGAUUGACGAGCGUGACAUGUACGGCCAGAUGGCCUACCUCAAACACCUGGCCUACCUCAACACCUGGCCUACCUCAACACCUGGCCUACCUCAACACCUGGCCUACCUCAACACCUGGCCUACCUCAACACCUGGCCUACCUCAACACCUGGCCUACCUCAACACCUGGCCUACCUCAACACCUGGCCUACCUCAACACCUGGCCUACCUCAACACCUGGCCUACCUCAACACCUGGCCUACCUCAACACCUGGCCUACCUCAACACCUGGCCUACCUCAACACCUGGCCUACCUCAACACCUGGCCUACCUCAACACCUGGCCUACCUCAAAACACCUGGCCUACCUCAAAACACCUGGCCUACCUCAAAACACCUGGUUACAAACAUUCUCACUCGUGGAGCCGUUCGGCCUCACUCUCAUCGAGUCCUCCUUGGUGGUGCUCUCUUUCCUUCCCUCUGCCUCUCUUUCCCUCCGGUUUAUUCUUCCCGUCCAUUCGUCCCCUUUCACACCACAGGCAGCAGCGCACGGGCUGCCCAUGGUGGCCACUAAGAACGGCGGACCAGUUGACAUCCAGAAGAUGCUGAGCAACGGGCUGGUGGCGAAUCCACAUGACGCCAACGCCCUGAUGCUGAGCAACGGGCUGGUGGCGAAUCCACAUGACGCCAACGCCCUGAUGCUGAGCAACGGGCUGGUGGUGGAUCCACAUGAUGCCAACGCACUGGCAGAGGCGCUGCUGCAGCUGGUGGCAGACAGAGCGCUGUGGACCGAUUGCAGGAAGUCAGCUCUGGCCAACAUUCACAAGUACUCCUGGCCGCAGCUGGUGGUGCCGGACAGGGCGCUGUGGACCGAUUGCAGGAAGUCAGCUCUGGCCAACAUUCACAAGUACUCCUGGCCGCAGGUGGGUGGUCUGGCCGCAGGUGUCUCAUCACUCCCCUUCUCCCUUUCCCCUUUUCCCCCUUUCCCCCUUUCCCCCUUUCCUUCCCGCUUCUCCUCCCCUACCUCCCCCAACUCGACUCUCCGAAUUUCAUCUUUCUUCCCUUCUGCUCCACUUCGCCCCUCGCCCCUUCCCCUCUCACCCCCCUCUUUUCCUACCCCUCCUCCCAAGCAGCACUGCGCCUCACUCCUGACCCGUGUGGCCCAGUCGCGUCUGCGCCACCCAGUGUGGAGGGCAGCAGCACUCUUCGACCAGGUCGCUGCCUCUGCUACCCGAGCAAUCCACAUCUCCUCUUCCCCUUCACCCCUUGCCCCUUAUUUCCAACAGCACUGCGCGUCACUCCUCACCCGAGUCGCCCAGUCGCGUCUGCGCCACCCAGUGUGGAGGGCAGCAGCACUCUUCGACCAGGUCGCUGCUGCCGCCUCUUCACACUGCGCCUCUCUGUUAACCCGCGUGGCCCAGUCGCGUCUGCGCCACCCAGUGUGGAGGGCAGCAGCACUCUUCGAUCAGGUCGCUGCCGCCACCUCCUCCACCCACCCCUCCACCGGCCUGCACUCCGAAUCCCUCCGGGACAUUCAAGACCUCUCCCUGCGCCUCUCCUUCGACGGCAAGUUCUGGGGCGGAGGGUCCUUCCAAGGAGGGUCUUUCCAGGGAGGCUCUAUGGACCUCUCUUUCAUGCUGGAUAACCUCGGGGUUAUCCGGCCCGACGGCCGGUCCGCUAGUGGUUACGCGGCUGAGCCUUCUCAUGCCGCUGGUGGUGGUGGUUUUGGUGGUUCUGGUGGUCUUGGUGGGGGGGAGGGGCUGGGAGAAGGAGCAGCGUUGGGGAUUCACAACAGGCUGGGGAAUUACUCGUUUACUGGGGGUAUGGGGUCGGAGAGUAUUGGGAGGUACCGGGAAGGGGUGGGCGGGUCGGGGAGACUGCAGGGGAUGCAGGAGGAAGGGGAGGACGGAGGAGCAGGGGCUGGGGCUGGAGAGAAAGGGUCGGCAGCAGGAGCGGCGGCAGCAGCGGCGUUUGAGGGGCUCCGGCUGAGGAGGCGGCGGCGGCUGAUCGUGGUCGCUGUGGACGAAUACGACCCCGUUGGGCGGCCGGGUUCGUCUGUUCUGGACUCUCUGUGCGCCGCCCUGGAGGUGGCAUACCGGCACAACACGGGAACGUUAAGGGAGCGCGUUGUAUGGGGUAUGGGGCCGGGCGGGGAGAUUGGUGUGGUGCUGUCGACGGCACUGACAGCCAGAGAGACGGUGGCAAUGCUGACAGCAGCAGGAGUGGGGCUGAGGCAGCUUGAUGCGUUGAUAGCAGGGGGAGGGAGCGAGGUGUACUACUCUGUACCGUGCUCCACCGCAUCGGAACUUGGAGCAGCAGCAGCUGGGGGAACAGGAGCGGGAGCAGGAGCGGGAGCGGCGGCAGGAAUGGCAGCAGGUCUGGUAUCAGCCAUGGCUCCUCUGGAGGAUCGGGAAGGCUGGCAGUUGCUUCCCGAUCCGGACUAUUUCGCGCAUAUUGAAUACCGGUGGAGCGCUGACGGUGUACGCCGGUCCAUGGGACGAAUCCUGGCGCACGCUAUAAAGGGUACAGCAUCGGGUGGGGCUGCCAGUGCUGCCACCACUCCUGUGGCAGGCUCUGGCGGUGUUUUCCCUCCUCCUGCCGCUGCUCUCUCUGCUGCUGCUGCUGCUGCUGCUGCUGGGAAUGGUGCUGCAGCUGCUGCCGGUAACGGGGCUGCUACUAACGAGGAGGAGUAUGUCCGCUCAAUCUCCUUCUCAGACGGGCUGACAGCAAUCGCCUCUGAGCCUGCAGCUCCCUCCACCCACUCAGGCAUCCCUGGGAGCAAGAGCGUGACUGGCAGCAGGCUGGGGGGUGCAGGGGCGGGAUCGAGAGGGGUGAGGGGGGCGGUGGGGAGCGGGCUGCUGCUGCAGCAGCAGCAGCUGCUGGCGGUGCAGCGCGUGUGUGUGGAGGAUGAGAUGAGAACCACGUCCCGGCGGCUGGCUUACCGAGUGCUUGACAUCGCACAGAUGCCCACAGCAGCUGACUUGCGGCGCCGCCUGCGCCUACGUGGCUUGAGGUGCCACGUGGGCUACUGCCGUGCCGCCACAUGUCUUCACAUCCUGCCGCUCCACGCCUCUCGCUCACAGGCCCUCAGGUACCUCUGUGUCCGCUGGGGAUUGGAGCCUGCUGACCUGGCAGUCGUCGUCGGCAGUCCAGCUGGCGCUGACGGGGAUUACGCGCAGCUGCUCUCCGGCAUGCACCACACCCUCAUUCUGGAGCCUCCCCCUGCUGACGUGGCACAGCACCAAGGAGCAGCAGCAGCAGCAGCAGCAGCAGCAGGGAUGGAUCCGUUUGCAGAGUACAGGAGGAAGCUGCUGCAUGAGUUUGUGCCGCGCAGUGACGUGCAUCUGCCCAACCUGGUGAACGUGGAGGAUUCGUCAGAGGACAAAGUCAGUGCUCUCGCUGGAGCCUUGGAGAAGAUAGGCUUUGCAUAA